AUGUUCAAGUGUUUAAUUGUAUUGUCUACUAUAUGCUUUAGUUUAAAUUUAAUCAAGUGCAAUGAUUUACUUAAUUAUCGUGCCUCCCCCAAACUAAUGCUGCCUUUAAAGAGCUCGCAUGCCAACAAUGAUGUUACUUUAAAUCAACUCGAUGAUUCAUUGGCUCAGAUAUCCACGGUUUAUAUGCAGGCCUUAUUUUCGGGCACUCAUACUCCCGAGUUGGAUAUGCGCAUGCGUAAAUUGGAAAUGGAAUUAUUUGAUCAAUUGGACUCGUUGUUUAAACAGGAAAGACUUCAGGAUUACAUGAAAUAUGAGGCGGAGGUAACGAGACAACUGAUUUUAUAUAAUAUGCUGAAGAAAUUAUUCGGUUAUACGUUGGAGGUUAAUGAAAAGAAUUGA
Molecule: messenger RNA, 399 nt
Organism: Calliphora vicina (urban bluebottle blowfly)
Lineage: Eukaryota; Metazoa; Arthropoda; Insecta; Diptera; Calliphoridae
Exons: 1
Coding region: 1-399 (132 amino acids)
Source: RefSeq, a predicted model, not a curated record